CUUCACAGUCAAACAUAUGAUAAUAACUUCCAACCUAAAAAUAUUGAUACUGCACCUACUGUACGGAAAAAUACUAAGUGAAAUAAUGAUUGUCCAGUAAAAUUCCGGUGAUAUAUUUGCAAGGUGAAGAUGUUUUCCAGGAGUUUUCUGUGGAGGUCCAUUGGUACUUUCGGUAAUUCGAGGGUCAAUUACAGUGGCAAGCCCAAAGAACUCGUAUUUUUUAUUGAUAACAUGGCAAUUUGCUGGCACCCGGAGCCAAAAUUCCCUUAUGAAUGUUCCAAGCCUCUGCCUGAGAUCGAAAAACCUCCGGAAUCAGUACUAAAAAUUUCUGAAGAAGAGUCUUACAAGGUGUGGAGCCCACAGAAAAAAGUUCAGGUUAUUGCUGAGGAGAUGGCAAGGAAAACUCACACCACAAAACACAUCUGGUUUCCGAGGGCGAGAGAUAAAAGGGCGAAGAAAACCCAGCCUGACAGGCCUUAUUUAUAAACUCAUAUGAACAUUGGUAUUUCAGAUAUUUAUUAAGAUCACCAAGCAAUUGUUUACAAGUUGUUGUGAAAUAAAUAAACACUGGUAAGAUUAA
Messenger RNA from Fopius arisanus, 580 nucleotides. It is a transcript of the gene mRpL42, whose product is annotated as mitochondrial ribosomal protein L42. The record is from RefSeq and is a predicted model, not a curated record. Bases 130 to 486 code for a protein of 118 amino acids. Lineage: Eukaryota; Metazoa; Arthropoda; Insecta; Hymenoptera; Braconidae. The transcript is spliced from 2 exons. Gene Ontology annotation, cellular component: mitochondrial large ribosomal subunit.